Molecule: messenger RNA, 998 nt
Organism: Felis catus (domestic cat)
Lineage: Eukaryota; Metazoa; Chordata; Mammalia; Carnivora; Felidae
Gene: LTB
Product: lymphotoxin beta
Exons: 4
Coding region: 63-803 (246 amino acids)
Biological process (GO): immune response
Cellular component (GO): membrane
Molecular function (GO): tumor necrosis factor receptor binding; CD40 receptor binding
Source: RefSeq, a predicted model, not a curated record
GAGGGGGUGGCCCCACCCCUGAGGUAUGAAAGCCCCCCUGCCCUGGCCCUGGCUCAGUCUCCAUGGGGACACUGGGGCUAGAGGGCCGGGGUAGGAGGCCCCAGGGGAAGGGCUGCCUCCUGCUGGCUGUGGCAGGAGCCACCUCCCUGGUGACCCUGCUGCUGGCUGUGCCUAUCACUGUCCUGGCUGUGCUGGCCUUGGUGCCCCAAGAGCAGGGAGGACAGGUAACAGGGACGGCUGACCCGGGGGCACAGGCCCAGGCCCAGCAGCGAUUGGGGACACAGGUGCUGCCAGAGGAAGAGGCAGGAAAAGAUUUCAGCUCCAGGCUCCCAGCUGCCCACCUCAUAGGUGCCUGGACGAAGGGGCAGGGGCUAGGCUGGGAGGCCAAGAAAGAAGAGGCGUUUUUGAGGAGCGGGACGCAGUUCUCCGGCGCCGAGGGACUGGCGCUCCCACAGGACGGCCUCUAUUACCUCUACUGUCACGUCGGCUACCGGGGUCGGGCGCCCCCUGCCGGCGGGGGCCUCCUUGACCACUCGGUCACGCUGCGCAGCCGGCUGUACCGGACGGGGGGCGCGUAUGGACCGGGGACUCCCGAGCUGCUGCUGGAGGGCGCAGAGACCGUGACCCCGGUCUUGGACCCGUCCCGGACGCACGAGUACGGGCCUCUCUGGUACACGAGUGUGGGCUUCGGGGGCCUGGUACAGCUCCGGAGGGGCGAGAGGGUGUACGUCAAUAUCAGUCACCCCGAUAUGGUGGACUACAGGAGAGGGAAGACCUUCUUUGGGGCUGUGAUGGUGGGGUGAGGGCCGCUUGCGGCCCCGGGGAAAGCGACUGCAUGGCUGGAAUGUGUGACCCAGCCCAGAUAUUGGGGACCCGGCCUCCAGGGACCCCGUGGCAGUGGGAAAAAUGUAGGAGACUGUUUGAAAAUUGAUUUCGAGCCUGAAGAAAAUAAAGAAUGUAAACCUUUAGUGCUGCCAAAUACAGAUGCUGAGAUGCUA